AUGGCGGCACCAGCGGCGGCCCCCGGGAGUCGGCGCCUCCUGUUUGUGGAUGACCUGGUGUCCGGCACCUACCGCGGGGCCCUGCGGCACGGCAUCGUGGGGCUGAUACACGGGGAGGUCAGCAGCGGCGACAGCUCCGACUCCGACUCCGAGGGGUUGGGGCGCGAGCGGCCGCUCAAGAAAGGCUUUGUGCGCGUCCAGUGGUACCCGGAGGGCGGGAAACAGGACGUCAAGGAAACCAAGUUGAAACUGGAAGACCGUUCCUUGAUGCCUCGUGACUUGGUGCGACGCAUAGGGCCAAAUGCUGAUAGCCAAUGUGGAACGGUGGUGGAUGUGAAUAUGGAAUGUACAUUAAAAAUCUUGGGAACAAAUUAUAUCCUCCACCCUGUCAACAGUAGAGACUUACUACAUAUCUGGCCAUUCACUUACGGUGACUAUAUUGCCUAUGAUUGCUGGCUGGGGAAAGUGGACAACCUGCUGGCUCAGCUGGUCCUGAAGCUAUCGAAUGGAGCCAGAUGUUUGAUGAAUACCACUGACGGCAGUAAGCUGGUUGAUCUUUGUCCCCAUGUCAGUGACUCGGGGCUUUUCUUUGAUGAAUCCUACGGGUUUUAUCCUGGACAAAUGCUUUUCGGAGCAGCAAAAGUUUUCUCGAGUGUUCAGUGGCUCUCUGGGGUCAGACCAGUGCUAAGCAAAAAGAGCAAGUUCAAAGCUGUUGUUGAAGAGGUUCAAGUGUUGGAGCUUCGAGUUACCUGGAUAACCAAGAGCUUUUGUCUUGGUGGCAAUGAAAGUGUUUAUCCUCCAUCUCCUAUCAUUACGCAAGAGCACCUGCCCAGGGUGAAGCGCUUGAAUUGUUACGAUCAUGCUCGCAUGGUUCUCGCAGAGCGAGCAAUCUAUGUGCUCCCUGGUGAUCCUGAAUGUGCUCCAAUUUCUUCAGAUGGUCCAGAAGGAAAUUCUAUCAUAGCUGUGAAUUCUGUUGUCAGAAAGGUUCAACGACUAUUUGAGAAAGAGCUGGUGAACAGCACAGAUCCUCUGGAAACUGACCAAUCUGAAAAGUACACAGUUGCUUUGGGAGAUGGUUCUGUCAUGGUUACCUCAACUGCUUUCGGGCUGAACUUCAAACCAAGACUAGGUUGGGAAGGUACAACUCAAGUGGCCAUGGAACACAAGUUGCAGUCUUUAAACGGUACCACAGUAAAAGAGAUGGCUUUAACCAAUGGAUCAGUGUCUGCUAAUGCCAGUGAGAUUGAGGUAGACAAGCCGUUGGAUGAUGUGGUGAGAGUUGGUAACUUGAAUCAUACUGAUCAGCCCUUAGUAAUGCCGACACCAGAUUCUUUGCAAUACCAUCAGGGCGGGAAGCUGCAGCUAAUAGAACAAGAUGCAGAUGAUGAAGCAGCGGAAGAUACAGAUGACACCAGCUCAGUCACCUCUUCUGCAAGUUCCACUGCAUCAUCACAGAGUGGUGGGCAAGGACGCAAGAAAAGCAUCCCUUUGUCUAUCAAAAACCUAAAGAAGAAGCACAAGAAGAAAAAGACCAAACCCUCCCGAGAAUUCAAACCAGGGGAUAGGAUUGCUGUGGAGAUUCUGAAAACAGGGACUACUGUGGAUGUGAUGUGGCAAGAUGGGACUGUGGAGAAGAUCAUUCGUUCAAAUGACUUGCUGCCUGUUCAUCAUGUGGACAAUAAUGAGUUUUGUCCUGGAGACUUUGUGGUUGAUAAACGUUCUCCAGGCCCUCCAUUUGUUGGUGUCUACGGGGUUGUGCAGUCAGUUGAUCAUAUUGGUCGGACCUGCUCAGUAAAGUGGUUCAAACCAAAUUCAAACGGGACUGAGAUUGAGAUGUUUGGACACGAAGAGGAUAUCAGUGUAUACGACAUCGCGGAUCAUCCGGAUUUCCAUUUCCGUAUCACUGACAUCGUCAUUUACAUCGGCAAUGUGGAAGAAGGGCAGGCCACAGGCAAAGAAAAAGUGGAACCUUCUGUUGGUCAGGUGGCUCGUGUGGAUGUUGCUGGUAAAGUUGAAGUGGUCUGGGCGGACAGUUCUCGAUCCAGCAUACCACCUCAGCAUCUGUACAAUGUGGAGUCUGACAUUGAGGAGUCGGACUUGGAUUCUGUGGACGGCAGCUCAAGUGGAGCAACAUCUGAUGAAUGGGAAGAUGAGAGUGAUAGCUGGGAAACUGAUGAUGGUCUUACAGAGGAUGAAAACGGAAAGAUGGGUGAAGACAUGAGUAUUGCAAUAGAAUCAUCAGGUCAAUCACAAGAUAAUAAUAUUGAAGGGGACCAGGUUCUACCAGCAGCAGCUGCUUCAAGUGGUGCAUGUUCACUUGAGAAGUGUACCAAGGAUGGUUCUCCCAAAGGCUUUCAUGAGAUAAAAGAAGCCAUCAAGAUUUUGGAAAGCCUAAAGAAUAUGACUGUGGAGCAACUGCUAACUGGUUCGGCAACUUCCCCGACCAUAGAACCGGAGAAGCAGACCAAGGAGAAGAAAUUCCGAGAUGACAUCAAAAAGCUACAGGAGACUCUCAAGAAGACUCUGGACAAUGUGGCUAUUGUGGAGGAAGAAAAGAUGGAGGCCGUGAUGGAAACUGAAAAGAAGGAAGAAAAGUCAGAGGUACAGACUCCAUUGAAGUCCGAGUGGUCCAGUGAUACACCUGUGCUCUGCCAACAGAGUUGCAAACCUGGUGUGACCUUCACUAGUGCUAAAGGAGAGAUCUUUUCUGUACUCGAAUCGGUGCCUGACAGUCAUGCAUUCAAAAAAAUGGAAUUCCAGCCAGCAGAUCCAAGGAAAUUUUUUAGCACUGUGAGAAAGGAGAUGGCACUUCUGGCUACCUCGCUUCCUGAUGGCAUCAUGGUUAAAACCUUUGAGGACAGAAUGGAUCUGUUCUCAGCACUGAUCAAAGGUCCGACACGCACUCCAUAUGAUGAUGGCUUGUUCCUCUUUGAUAUCCAGCUUCCCAAUGUUUAUCCUGCAGUUCCUCCUCUAUUCCGUUAUAUUUCACAGUGCAGUGGACGGCUGAACCCCAACCUGUAUGAUAAUGGGAAGGUGUGCGUCAGUCUACUCGGCACGUGGAUUGGAAAGGGAACCGAACGAUGGACAAGUAAAUCUAGCCUUCUCCAAGUGCUCAUAUCAAUACAAGGAUUAAUUCUUGUGAAUGAGCCAUAUUACAACGAGGCUGGGUUUGAUAGUGACCGAGGCUUACAAGAAGGAUACGAGAACAGUCGUUGCUACAAUGAGAUGGCCCUCAUAAAACUGGUGCAAUCUAUGACGCAGAUGAUUCAGAGACCUGUUGAAAUAUUUGAGCAGGAAGUAAGGGAGCAUUUCUCUAGCAACGGGUGGCGCCUUGGGUAUAGAAUGGAGUCUUGGCUGGAAAUCAAUGAAAUGGUUCAAAGAAGCACAGAAUUGAGCAAUGAAAUCAUCCCACAGGUCUCCCAUUCUGAUAUAGUAGAUAGCAAGUCAGAGCAUCCCUCAGCUUCUGUAGGACAGAUAUCCUCCAAAUCUGUUCAGGAGGUUAAGGAAUCUGGAGUGGAUGGUUUUGAAUUUAAUGUGUACGAUGAGCAACAGGAUGUACUUGGAGCAGGCCCCGACACAGAUGCUGAGCAGCAACAGGGUUCAUGUGAGAAUUCCUACUUAACUCCUGAACAAAAGAAUUCAUCACAGUCUGUCGUGAAGCCAAAGAGGAGGCGAAAGAGUUACAGGAGCUUCCUUCCUGAGAAGCUUGGCUACCCUGAUAUAGGCUUUCCACUCUUUCCCCUCUCCAAGGGGUUUGUAAAAAGCAUUCUUGGCUGCCUUCAACGGUAUAAAGCAGCAUUAAUUGAGUCUGGAAUUUUAGAAAGAAGAGAGGAAAGAUGAGCCCUGCAACACUGGCAAGCCUUACAAGGUUUUCUAGACUUUCAAUAGUUAUGUAAUAUUAGUGGGAGAGGAUAGUGAUCAAAUCAAACUGCACACUUGUUGUAAAUGGAUUGAUAAUAUUAAUAAGCAUCAAGUGGAAGAGCAGCCCCAGCCUGAGUAUUAAAGCAUGAGACGUGUGGUAAAACUGCAUCAUUAGCCUUAGAAUGACAACAAAGUGAGAUCAUAAAGAGAAUCGUUUCACCCGUGACAUUAAACCUCAGUUUGUAGCUUGAGAUGUGCACAGUAUUUAAUCAGAUUUAACUGUUCUACAAUUGUGCUGUUAACAGAACUCUAAAUGCUUGGUUUCUUCCUAUUUAUGUAGAAAGUGCAGUGUGUACAUUUUUAAAGCUUAUUUUCAGUUGUCUUGUAUUACUCCUCGUGUAAUUUGAGUUUGAAUUAAAUUGACCUUCAGGCUAAGGGCUUCCAAAUGUUGACUUUUUUUUUUAAACUGUGCACACAUCAGUAUAUGUGGAGCUACUGAGACUUUCCAACCAAACUAUGUACCUGAGUUCUGCAGCAUGCUGAAAAUUAAAUGUUGGUCAAUUAAAUAAUAACCAAUUGCUGGAAAUGCUAGAGUUGGUGUGUCAGCAAAUCCCUGUCAGCUUUGCCAUUCUCAGGCAUUCUUGUUUUUCUAUUCAGAUGCUGUUUGACCUGUUCUGAAUUGCCACCUUUUUUCAUUUUGUAAAUUAAAAAUGAAACUGCAGUUACCAGAGAAAAAUCUUGCCUUUGGUGUGAAGUCGUUCUACAAUCUGGUGUCUUUUUUUUUUAUCCAUUCUCUUGCAUUCCACUUGCUGGGAAUCUGUUGUGCUCUACAGUUGUACAGAAUUAUUUGAAGUGGGUGUGAGAUUGAAAGCAACUUCAUUCUCAAAUUAUUUUGGCUGUAAAUGAUCUCAUAAUUCCUGAAUCACCUGCAUGUUUCCAUUGAAACUCCAAAGCUCGCACAUGCCACAACUAAUUUAGUGCCUUCGGGUACAGCUCAUGUUAUAAACCUAGGCACUAACUUCACUUAGUUCUAACUUAUGAAAGGAUACAUUAUUGCAGCCAAUUCUUGUUCAAAUCUUUUAUUUAAAACCGCCAGAAAAGUAGGUGAAACAUUACUGUGCUUCACCCACAAUAGCUUUGUAACUGUAAUGUCAUAACUUGCCUGUAAAGUAAAUGUUCAUGUUCUGUAACUGAUGUGUAUCUCCUGUAACUUCAGUAAGUGUUAAUGGGUGUCUGUGAAAUUGAAAAUGAUAAAAGUACAGCAUGAGAAAA
This is a messenger RNA of Callorhinchus milii (elephant shark), 5133 nucleotides long. RefSeq names its product (E3-independent) E2 ubiquitin-conjugating enzyme UBE2O (gene ube2o). The coding region runs from base 1 to 3840 and encodes 1279 amino acids. The transcript has 18 exons. NCBI's taxonomy places the organism in Eukaryota, Metazoa, Chordata, Chondrichthyes, Chimaeriformes, Callorhinchidae. The record is from RefSeq and is a predicted model, not a curated record.